CUUCUCGCCGCGGCGCCUCUUGGGAUCCCACCGAUGUUGGCACAAAUCCGGCUGCCCACCCUCCUUCCCCGGCUCUGCGCACUCGCUCCCAGCCUCGCCAUGAGCAGCGCGACCGGCACCGUCACCAUCCAGCAGCCCCUCAACUACCGGGCGGGCGCCCGCGUCCAGCCCGCCGACGGCGGCCAGGUGGAGGAGGUGUAUGAGCCGGCCACAGGUCGUGUGCUGUGCAAGCUGCCCUGCUCUGGGGAGAAGGAAGUUGAUCUGGCUGUGCAGAGUGCAAAAGCUGCCUUUAAAAUAUGGAGUCAGAUGUCUGGCAUGGAGCGAUGCAGGGUGAUGCUGGAGGCUGCCAGAAUUAUCCGGGAGCAGAGAGAAGAAAUUGCCACCAUGGAAACCAUCAACAAUGGCAAAUCCAUCUUUGAAGCCAGAGUAGACAUCGACGUAUCCUGGCAGUGCCUGGAGUAUUAUGCAGGGCUGGCAGGAUCUCUGGCUGGUGAACACAUCCAACUUCCUGGGGGAUGCUUUGGGUUCACUCGGAGAGAACCGCUCGGGGUGUGUGUUGGGAUUGGAGCCUGGAAUUACCCUUUCCAGAUUGCCUGCUGGAAGGCUGGCCCGGCCUUGGCUUGCGGCAAUGCAAUGGUCUUCAAGCCUUCUCCCUUCACCCCAGUUUCUGUAGUGAGGUUGGCAGAGAUCUUCACAGAGGCCGGGGUGCCCAAGGGGCUCUUCAACGUGGUGCAAGGUGGGGCAGCCACAGGCCAGUUCCUCUGUCAUCACCCAGAUGUGGCCAAAAUCUCCUUCACUGGCAGUGUGCCAACUGGCAUGAAGAUCAUGGAGAUGGCAGCUAAGGGGAUCAAGCCAGUCACCCUGGAGCUGGGGGGCAAAUCCCCCCUUAUCAUUUUUUCAGACUGUUCCCUGGAGAAUGCUGUGAAUGGAGCCCUCAUGGCCAACUUCCUUACGCAGGGCCAGGUGUGCUGCAACGGCACACGGGUGUUUGUGGAGAGGAAGAUCCUGGAUACCUUCACAAAGGAGGUGGUGAAACGCACCCAGAAAAUCAAAAUUGGAGACCCACUUCUGGAAGACACACGAAUGGGACCCCUCAUCAACCGGCCCCACCUUAAUCGUGUCCAGGGCUUUAUCAAGCAGGCCAAGGAGCAGGGGGCUGAGGUGCUGUGUGGUGGGGACCUGUACGUGCCAGAUGACCCAAAGCUGAAGAAUGGCUACUACAUGCGACCCUGUGUGCUAGGGAACUGCAAAGAUGACAUGACAUGUGUGAAGGAAGAGAUCUUUGGGCCUGUCAUGUCCAUCCUGCCGUUUGACACGGAGGAGGAGGUUCUGGAGAGAGCCAAUGCCACCAAAUAUGGCCUGGCAGGUGGUGUCUUCACCAGGGAUAUCCAGAAGGCUCACAGGGUAGUGGCUGCUCUCAAGGCUGGGAUGUGCUUCAUCAACAACUACAAUUCCAGCCCCGUGGAGCUGCCUUUUGGAGGAUACAAGUCAUCAGGAUUUGGGAGGGAGAAUGGACGGGCAGCCAUCGAGUACUACUCGCAGCUGAAGACCGUCUGUGUGGAGAUGGGUGAUGUGGAAUCGGUGUUUUAGGGGCUCUUGGUCCUGCUCAGGGGAGCAUCAGCCAGCCCCUGCCUCUCAGCCAGAGUUAUAGAUCAUGUAUCUAGCAAAAAAGUACUCUAAAACUGUCAGUGCCAGGGGGGAACAGUGCUGGAGCAGCAUUUAGCCACCCUGCUCCUAAAAGGGCGAAUGUACACACAGGGCUCGGCCUGGGGGCCUGCUCUGUCCUGCCUGGUGAACAAUGGGAACCUUGGGGCAGAAGGCACCAAUAUGGCCUUUGGCAGCAGCUCUUGCAGCUGUGUAAGCUACCAGAAGCUUAUCAGUGGCCAAGGCCUGAUCCAGGCUGCUUCCUGUGCUGUGUGCCUUGAUUUCCAUUGCCUUCUACCCUCAGUCAACUUCAGUUUUGGCUUCUUAACAGGUAGAUAACACUCAGUGCACGUCUAAGCUCUUGGACACAUUGAUAUCCUGUAGCUCUGUCUAUUGUCUGACUACAUGAAAGCCUUAGGGUAGGACUGUUUAUUCCCUCUAGCUCCCUCGUGUAACCACAAGUUUUGUUUUUAUCUGUACCUUACAAGUGGGACAAAAUACUGUGGGAAGGGUUGGCUGAUGCUGCCUGGGACAGGCAUGUCUCUGAGAAUCCCCUCCACACAAGAGUGGUAGCAAGCUCCAGCAUAGGAAAAUGAAAGCUAUUUUACUUCCUUCUUGUAAACUUACUGUUCUUUAUACACGUGAUGAAGCAACUACUCUAAAUGUUUGUCUAUGUCUUCUUUUAACAAUCAAAUAAAUACUAACUCUGGAACAUCUUA
This is a messenger RNA of Empidonax traillii (willow flycatcher), 2363 nucleotides long. It is a transcript of the gene ALDH9A1, whose product is annotated as aldehyde dehydrogenase 9 family member A1. The coding region runs from base 34 to 1590 and encodes 518 amino acids. Gene Ontology annotation, molecular function: aminobutyraldehyde dehydrogenase (NAD+) activity; 4-trimethylammoniobutyraldehyde dehydrogenase (NAD+) activity. NCBI's taxonomy places the organism in Eukaryota, Metazoa, Chordata, Aves, Passeriformes, Tyrannidae. The transcript is spliced from 11 exons. The record is from RefSeq and is a predicted model, not a curated record.